Messenger RNA from Cinara cedri, 4190 nucleotides. The record is from the annotation of a GenBank genome assembly. Lineage: Eukaryota; Metazoa; Arthropoda; Insecta; Hemiptera; Aphididae.
UGAUAACGAACAAAAAUAAAUAAAUAAUAAUCGAUAAAUUACACGUGAUGUUGAUAGUUCAUACAUGUAUUUUAAAAUAUAAUCGUAUACGUGAAAUUCACCUUCUGGUUUCUAUGCAACUUCUCAAUAAUUAAGGUAAAAAUUUAUACAGAGAACAUAAUUGCUAUUCUUAGUUCUUAGUUAAAUAUUGUUUAGCUUAUAUUAUUUUAAUUGAUAAUUAGUAUAAUCUAUAAUAGGUAACAUUAAUAAUUGUACCUACAUAAAAGUUGUUAUAAUCAAAAUUGUCCACUUUGUUUCACAAAAUUACCAUAUUAACUGAUAUAUAAGUAUUCUAUAUAGAUGGGGAAAGUGCACCAACGCCGAAUAAUAAAAGAAACGAAAAAUAAAUUAGCAGCUAAGGUAUCAAAAGCAACAAAUGUAUUGUUACCGGAAAAUUCUGGGUAAUAUAAUAUAUUUUACUAAUAAUUAGUAUUUUUACGUAUUUAUUGAUUUAUUUAAAUACAAUUACAUUAAUUGAGUUAUUUUAAAAGUUAAAUGAAUUUAAUUUUUCUUAAGAUAUAUUAUUGCCGAACCUGGAGAAAAAACAACAAAAAUCUCUCAAACUCAGAUUUCAAAUUUAGUUGAUGUUACUAGUGCAACGAAACAUUUUGAUUUAAAUCUUGAUUUCGGUCCAUAUGAGUAUGUGUUGAUUCGUAUUAAAUGUAUUUCGUUUAUUACAUUUUAAAAUGUAUUUUUUUUUUAGUAUUGAUUACUCGUUAAAUGGUCGUCAGUUGUUGAUUGGUGGACGAAAAGGUCAUGUUGCUGCUAUGGAUUGGAUAACAAAACAUUUGAUGUGUGAAAUUAAUGUUAUGGAAGAAGUUUAUGAUGUUAAGUAAGUUCAUAACAAAUAAUUAACACUGUAUCUAUUACAUAGCCAGUAUCAUGCUAUACGCCAGACUGUAGUCAGUAAAACCAAUACAAUUAGAAUCAUCAUUAUCUAGUACUAUAAAACAAAAUUGUCCAGCAUUUAUUGGUUUUAUAGAUGUAAAUUUUUAAAACAUUUGAGCUAUUUAUAGACAAUUAUAAUUUUGCUAGUUCUAUACAUAAUAUUUAUUCAAUAGGUACUCUGUGGAUAAAAUAGACCGAAUUCAAAAAUUCCUUAUUAAACGUGUAUAACCUAACUCCGCUCAAAAAAGUUUUUCGUUAACAAUGAUUAAUCAUUGCAUACAUAAAAACUAUAAAUUACCCUCUACAUUAUACUUUCCCAAUUUCUCACCUACAACAGUGGCUCACACAUCGUGCAAAGUGUCGGUCUUUUUUUUUUAAGUUGUUGACACUGGUCGGGUGUAUAGACCCAGUGAAUAAUUAAAUAUUUGAUGAUUUUAAAUAAUGAAUUAAAUACAUUAUUAUUACAAGUAAUAAACAAUCAAAAUAUUUCAUUUCAGGUGGCUUCACAAUGAAAAUCUUUUUUCAGUGGCACAAAAAAAGUGGGUGUAUAUGUAUGAUAAUCAAGGAAUAGAAGUACAUUGUUUAAAGAAUUUGAAUAAUGUCUUACAUCAGGAGUUUCUACCAUAUCAUUUUCUUUUGUGUACAGCUGUAAGUUUUCAUAUUUUAAUUUUAAUAUAUUUAAUGUUUUUUUUUUUUUUCAAUAUUUUAUUUUAUUUAUAUUUAUUCAAUUGAUAUUUUAUCCUUAAUUAUCAAUAAUUACAUACAUUUUAAAUUUUCAUUUAUUAUAGAGUGAAGAAGGAUUUCUGUCGUGGUUAGACGUUUCAAUGGGAAAAAUGGUUACACAGUUUAAUGCUAAAAUGGGUCGAUUGAGCAUUAUGGCUCAAAACCCAAAUAAUGCACUGAUCUGUUUAGGACAUACAAAAGGUUAUUCAGUUUUAUUUCUUUCAAAACUGUAUCUGAUAAAAUGAACAGUUUAUGAACUUUGAAAUUUAGGUGUUGUAUCAAUGUGGAGUCCAAAUCUACGAGAACCUGUUGCUAAAAUACUGUGUCAUGGAAAUAUGAUUACUUCAUUAGCAAUAAAUUCAAACGGAAUGUAAUAAAACUUGUUAACGUUUUCAUUUCAACAUUACUCUUAAAUAUUUAUACCAUAAAAUCUUUUGUUACGUUUUAGGUAUAUGGCUACAUCUGGCAUGGAUAGAAGUAUUAAAGUUUGGGAUGCCCGUAAAUUAAAUGGCCCAUUACAAGAUUACAAAGUAAGAACUAGUCCAAGAAGUAUGGUAUUCAGUCAAACUGGAUGUUUAGCAGUAGCCAUCAAUAAUGUAAUUGAUGUAAGUAUGCCACUUGAUAUAUAAUAUUUAUUAGAAGACAAUAAAAAUAAAACUGAUAAUUUAGGUUUAUGAAGAAUGUUGUACAAAAACUGUGAAACAUGCUUAUCUCAGACAUAAUAUCGCAAGAACAAUUAAUAAUUUAGCUUUUUGUCCAUUUGAAGAUGUUCUUGGCGCUGGUCACGAUGGUGGUUUUUCUAGUUUACUUAUACCAGGUUUGGUUCAUUUUGAAAUAAUUAUUUUACUCUAUUUAUUUAAUACAAUAUUAUUGAUUUUUAGGAUCUGGUGAACCUAAUUUUGAUGCAUUGGAACGAAAUCCAUUCCAAACGAAGAAACAACGGAAAGAAGCUGAAGUGAAAAUGCUUUUAGAAAAGGUUGUCAUUUAAAAUAUUUCAAAUAUUUAGUUAUAUUUUAAUAAUCAAAAUUAUUUUAUUUCAGAUUCCAGCUGAAAUGAUUACAUUGGAGUCUACUGUUGAUGAAGUUGAUGUUGAUUCAUUGCAGACUAAAUUGCAGGCUAGAAAUUCACUCCUGGUAAUUGAAUAAUUACAAAAUACAAUAAAAUUUGUACAAAAUAACAAAUAUUAUUAUUAAAUGCAUUGAAUUCUUUUUUAUUUUUAUGUAGACUGUAAAACCAUUAAAGAUAAAUAUUAAAGUAAGAAACAAAAUUAAGAAAAAGACACUCCCUAAUCCAUCUAAAAUAAAACAAAAAAUAUUAGAAGAGAAAACUAAGGUAAAUCUAUUGUUUUAUUUUAAUUAUAUUUCACGCGCAAAAUAUUAACAUUGGAUAUUUUUCUUCUAGGAAUUUGUUAGAGCACUGAAUGCAUGUCCAACAGAGAACAUUGAUGAUACCAAAUCUACAAAGAAAACAUCAUUAAGUGUUUUUGAUAGAUUUCAGAGUAAAAAGAAUAAAAGGAAAUAGUAAUAUAAAUAUAAUUUUAUUUGUUGUAAACAAUUAUUAUUUAAACAUAUUAUAUUCAAAUUUCUUAAGUUUUUAAGACACUUUAAUUGUAAUUGAUCAGAAGUAAAUGUUUAAUUUAAAACAACAAUGCAAUUUAUAUAUCAAGAUGUCUGAAUUGACGUCUUAAUUUCUCGUGUUUGUUCCUUUUCUCUUUAUGGUUUUUCCAUGGUUUUGAUGAAGCUUGUUGAGCUGGACUAUAAAUAUAAAAAAAUUAAAAUACACUACUUGUACAAGUUUUUUCUCCGACAUACUUAUUAACACUGCCCAUUAUAUCCAUUUUUUUCAUGCCUUUACUGUGUGCAACCAUUGUGGUUUUAUGAAAAAAUGUAUUAUCUAAAUCUGAUCCAGACGCGACAUUAGGCUAAAAAAUACAGAAUAUGUAUUUAUAUACAUAUAUAUUUUUUUAAUCAAUAAGAAAAAAACCUUGAGAAGGGUGUUUUCAAAUGGAGUAAAUGUUUUUAUUGCACGGUUUUCAUCAGGUGGUGGAAAUGAAUGGAAUUUUGUUUGAUCAACUCCAGGUGGUGCAAUACAAAACAAUAGCCGCCCUUGAACAUAAUGCUUGAGAAUUACACGGGCAGCUCUUGAACCAUCUGGUUGACCAUUUGCAGUCAUAUAUCCUCUACUACCUAAAAUUAGUUGUAACAAAACAAAAUAAAUAUUGGAACAUAAAUUUUGUUAAGGCUAAAAUUUAGAUUUAAAUUAUUACAUGCAUAAGCAUUUAGAAAUUCAUCUGCAGUGGGUGGUCGGUUUGGGUCUUCGCCCUCCAAUGGUUUUGUUACCAUUAUGCUAUAUUGAUCUUCUAAUAUAUGUCUUGGUAUUUGCGAACAGAUUAGAUUUACAGGGGGUCUGUGGUUUCUCAUUUGAUCAAUGGGAAGAAUACCAUUUACAAUAAGAUCAGCUUUAGUAAACACAAAACUAGGCAUUACUAAACCGGGACAAUCACACAGCAUCAAUUCUUUGUCAACAUAAAUAGUCUAAAA